Cryptomeria japonica (Japanese cedar) is the source of this 1899-nucleotide messenger RNA. RefSeq lists its product as uncharacterized. NCBI's taxonomy places the organism in Eukaryota, Viridiplantae, Streptophyta, Pinopsida, Cupressales, Cupressaceae. Bases 494 to 1378 code for a protein of 294 amino acids. The transcript is spliced from 6 exons. Gene Ontology annotation, molecular function: phosphatidylinositol transfer activity. The record is from RefSeq and is a predicted model, not a curated record.
AUGAUCCAACGUCUAUAAGAAGGCCGACGUUGCUGAUGCCACAUGGAUUUCUAUAACUCCCUACAAUCCAUAAUCGUAUUUUCUCUCAGAUAGCACCAAAAAUGGCAAAGAUUACAGAAAUUUCAUACAAUUCUCAAACGAUUUUUCACAUUUUCUAAAUCGAGUGAGUGGAGUGAAUGUGUUGAGGACUUUUCUUUUUUUCUCUUUAUAAAUGCGUCUGCUUAUUCGACACCAACAAAGUAAAGCAAAGAAAAUUCUUCUGCAACUUUUCAGGCAAGUAGAGCGCACUUGAAAGAAAGAGUUCCAAUUUUAUAUCGAGAAAAAUAGUGGGUACACAAUUCUCCUUUUUACCUGGUGGGAUUCAUCUUGAACAUUAAAUAGUGAAGUUUGAGGAAUCUCAAGUUACAACAAGCAGCAUUCCUCUGCAUUGAAUUCUCAACUUCUCUGCAAAUCCAGAAAGGUUCUCUUGAUUUUAUUCUAUUUGGUUAUCAUCAUGUGGCGAAGACGGCAGGGUGGCAAGAACCAGAAUGAACAAGAUUGUGCUGAAAGACAGGCCAAGAUAAAUGAGCUCAGGGCUGCCAUUGGGCCCCUAUCUGGCCAUAGUUUUCUGUUUUGUUCAGAUGCAUGCUUGAGACGAUACCUGGAAGCCCGAAAUUGGAACCUCAACAAAGCCAAGAAGAUGCUGGAGGAGACAUUAAAAUGGAGGGCAGCAUAUAAACCAGAAGAAAUUCUCUGGGAUGAAGUUGCUCUAGAAGGCGAAACUGGGAAAAUAUACAGGGCUAAUUAUCUUGAUCGUUUGGGGAGAACUGUCAUUGUGCUACGACCUGGAAAGCAGAAUACCACAUCACAAGAUGAUCAACUACGUCACCUUGUUUAUCUACUUGAGAAUGCUGUUAUUAAUUUACCAUCAGGCCAGGAACAGAUGGUAUGGUUAAUUGAUUUCAGUGGGUGGUCUUUGUCAAAUUCAGUGCCUAUUAAGACAGCUCGUGAAACCGCAAAUAUCUUACAAAAUCACUAUCCUGAGAGGCUGGCAGUUGCAUUACUAUACAACCCUCCUAGGAUAUUUGAAGCCUUUUGGAAGGUAGUCAAGUUCUUCCUUGAUUUAAAGACAGUCGAGAAAGUGAAAUUUAUUUACACAAAGAGUGAAGAAAGUGCCAGCCUUAUGCAGCGACUUUUUGAUUUGGAUAAGCUUCAAGUAGAAUUUGGGGGCAAGAACAACUCGCAAUAUGAUCAUACUGAGUUCUCAAAGCUUAUGCGGCAAGACGAUAUAAAGACUGCUGAUUACUGGGCUACAGGUGAUAAGCUUACUCACUUGAAUGGAAAUUCAACAUCAGAACCUGAUAUCAAACCAGAUAGUAAUGCUCCAGAAGAAAGCUAGCUGGGCAAGGUGAUCUAUUUGAUUUCAAAAUAUGGUUGAAGAAUUUAUGAUUCUGAAACUGUGUACCUCGUUUCAUACUAUUGUCCUACAAUGACAAAUAACUUUUUAGAGUGACCCGGAUUUUUCUGAAAAAGGAGUCGGUUGUCUUUUAAGAGGGCAUCCUAACAAUUCUUUUGGAUCGCAUAUCAUCAAAGAUCUAAAUAUCUUUCUCCAUGCAUCUUUUGGUGUCAUUGAAAAUAUAGAUUUGUUAUUUUCUUGAUUGGUUACCCAAACUAAGCUUCAGGGAUAUUAGGUGGGGCUUUAAUGUGGCAGAGUUUAAGAUCAGAUUGCGUUUAGAGUCCCAUUAUUGAGGAGGCUGGGUGAUGAUUCCAUGUGGAGAUUUGACUUCAGUUGAGUCUCCAUUGAAGUGAAUUUCUGUGAACAUUGAGAUCUAGCACUCUGGAGUUGGCUCUCUCAAUUGUCAAUCUGCACUAUGGUUGUAGUGAGAGGAGCAGAUAUUAAUAGAAAUUGCUUUUUAUGCA